AUCACUGAUCAGGUUUAUAAACCUGGAGAUAGCGACUCAUCAAACGAGGGAUUUGGACCGUAACACCUGGAAUCUAAUUGACCUUUUUGAUCAUUCGCGCUGGAGAAAUGUUCCCGAGCAAAGAGAAGAGUGACGCGGAAUCGGCAUCCUCUCCCUGCGAGGACACCCGCCCGCACGAGCCCGGCGCUGACCCGCUGAUGAUGGACAGCAAACAGGGCUCGCGCGCGGACACCGAGCCUGCGGGUGCGUUCGUUCCUACGGUCACGGCGAUCUCCAGCACCCCGGACCUGCAGUGGAUGGUCCAGCCGACCCUCAUCACGUCCGUCUCUCCAUCUCUGGGCAGAGCCAAAGCUAAGACAGCUGGGGCCAAGGGAAAAGGCGCAGCCAGGAAGAGCAAGAGCGAGCAGCUUUCACCGGAGGAAGAGGAGAAGAAGAGGAUCAGGAGAGAGAGGAAUAAGAUGGCUGCAGCAAAGUGUCGCAACAGACGGAGAGAACUUACAGACACCCUUCAGGCAGAAACCGACAAGCUAGAAGAGGAAAAAGCGGCUCUCCAGACUGAAAUUGAGAAUCUCCUGAAGGAGAAGGAGAGGCUGGAGUAUGUUCUUGCCACUCAUAAUCCUCUCUGCCAGCUCCCUGAAGAGCUCGACUGCAUGUUUCCAGAGUCUCCUCAGCCGCUUCCAGCUCCAGAAACCUCCACCAAACCCUCAGAGGAAAGUCCACCAGACGCCGGCUCUCUCCCGGACCUGGAGAUCCCGACGGUCCCGUCCACCGCUAUUUCCGGCAACUCCAACAUUUUGUUGUGCUCCAGUGCGGAGGUCAGUUUGUGCGACCUGGAGCCUUCGCUGGAUAUCAAGGACGAGCUCCUCGCCGCCGGCGAUGACACGGCCCGCUCCGUCCCCGACUUAGACCUGACCGGCUCGCUGGGCAUCACGGACUGGGAGACCCUUUACAAGUCUGUGGCCAAUGACCUCGAACCUUUAAGCACCCCGGUGGUGUGCACGUCCACGCCCACCUGCAGCAACUACCUGUCUGUCUUCACCUUCUCCUGCCCAGACCUGGACUCUCUGGCCGAGGGACUGGAUGCUUGCAAAGGUGGAGCGAGCAAAGCCGAAUCAAGCGCCGAUAUCCUCAACUCUCCAACUCUACUGGCCUUAUAAACACAGGCGACGUGACGUCACGAUAUUGCUCUUAAUCACUGGAUAUGGCCGUUAUGAUUCAGAUGUUCAGAUGUGUGAUGCUGGUGUGACGCCAGCCGCAUCCGUGACACGUUUGGUGCGGGAUGUCCCUUUCUUCCAGAAACAUUUGAUGUAGCUCAAAUCCAAGAGCAUGGAGAAUUAUUUUAUGAGCUGAUAUGAACUACGUUCCAGUUUGAAAAGCAUGCACAGAGAUAUCCUAAAAGUAUAUAUAUAUAUAUAUACAGUAUAUAAUAUCUAUAGUAUAUAUGUAUCGGUUCCAUAUCUGUUUGAUCUGGUGCUAAGUUCCGUAUUGUGAAAUUGACGGCGAUUUUGUGUUCGAUUUUUAUGGGUCGACCUGUGUUGUGCUUUAAUAUGCAGUCAUGACAGUUAUCACAUACCUCAGUGUCACCAUUCGACUGUGUUUCCACGUCAAACGUUUAAAGUUUUCCAUGAAAACAUCCAGUGCUAUAUCGAUGGAGAUGUAUUUUAUGAUAAUUUAUUUUUUUACAUUUUAAAUUUGAGCAUUGAUUGCUGAAUAAAUCCACGUGAAAAA
This is a messenger RNA of Triplophysa rosa, 1728 nucleotides long. It is a transcript of the gene fosaa, whose product is annotated as v-fos FBJ murine osteosarcoma viral oncogene homolog Aa. The coding region runs from base 108 to 1157 and encodes 349 amino acids. The transcript has 4 exons. Gene Ontology annotation, cellular component: nucleus. Gene Ontology annotation, molecular function: DNA-binding transcription factor activity, RNA polymerase II-specific; RNA polymerase II cis-regulatory region sequence-specific DNA binding. The record is from RefSeq and is a predicted model, not a curated record. Gene Ontology annotation, biological process: regulation of transcription by RNA polymerase II. NCBI's taxonomy places the organism in Eukaryota, Metazoa, Chordata, Actinopteri, Cypriniformes, Nemacheilidae.